Mercenaria mercenaria is the source of this 1269-nucleotide messenger RNA. Its product is annotated as M-phase inducer phosphatase-like. NCBI's taxonomy places the organism in Eukaryota, Metazoa, Mollusca, Bivalvia, Venerida, Veneridae. Gene Ontology annotation, biological process: positive regulation of G2/M transition of mitotic cell cycle; G2/M transition of mitotic cell cycle; positive regulation of G2/MI transition of meiotic cell cycle. Gene Ontology annotation, cellular component: cytoplasm; nucleus. Bases 1 to 1155 code for a protein of 384 amino acids. The record is from RefSeq and is a predicted model, not a curated record. The transcript is spliced from 7 exons. Gene Ontology annotation, molecular function: protein tyrosine phosphatase activity.
AUGUAUCCAACUUUUGUCAUAUUUGAGUCAGUUCUACAGAUAGACUGGUUGAAAGAUGACCAGGUUGGACGAGUAUCUGCAUUAUUCCGAAAUAGAUGGAAUGCCAUAUCAAGGGCUCUUGCUUCAAUUUCAUUUAUAGAAUGUUGUCUUGAAAAUUAUUUACCGCCAAGCAGCAGUUCCGGGAAACAUUGGAAGAAAACAACAACCAAGUGGUGCUUAAGUAGAAAAUAUUCACAUGUUCAAAGACUUCGUUUGUUUGAAGACGCUGUAGAUUCCCCGGUGCAGACAAGUUCCGGUGAAGUCUGGGACGAGAUCGAAGCUGUAAUCACUCCCUAUGGAAAGCUUUACAAGUCACCAGGCUCUGGAGCCGAUUUUUCAAUAAAGAUUCCGUCGCGGAAGUCACUGAAACACCAAACAUCAGACGCGAGAAGAAACUUGUUUUCUGGAAAACGUCAAGCAGACGACAGUCUUGAAGUAGAAUCUCCCGCCACGAAGAAACUUAGGAACAGUUCUAUACUUCCGGAUUCCAACGAUAUCAUCGAAGCUGUUGAACGAUUAGAGUCACAUGAACUCGUAGCUGACGGAACUCGUUGCUAUACCUUACCCACAAUUCCUGGCAAACACAGCGACCUCAAGUCCAUCUCUCCAGAAACAAUGGCGGACAUUGUGGAGGGGCGAUAUAAAAAACAACUUGGGAAAGUAACCAUUGUUGACUGUCGGUACCCGUACGAGUUCGAGGGAGGUCACAUACGGGGUGCUGUAAACCUGUACACCAAGGACGCCGUCAACACACUUCUCCAGGAGGCGUCGACGUCAAAGCAUUCACGUGUACUGAUCUUCCAUUGUGAAUUCUCUUCAGAGAGAGGACCAAAAAUGUACCGUUUCUUGAGAAGCCAGGAUCGUCAGCUGAACAAACACAGAUAUCCUCACCUGAUCUUCCCAGAGAUUUACUUGCUUGACGGAGGCUACAAGGCGUUCUUUACUGGACACAAGGGUUUGUGUGAUCCAAUCAGCUACAAGCCAAUGUUGCACGAGGACCAUGCUGCAGACCUACGUCAUUUCCGUGUCAAGUCGAAAUCGUGGACCGCUGGUGAGAAACAGAAGACUAACAGACGACAAAGAAGCAGACUUGCUUGUUUAAAUAUUGACUUAUAAACGUUGUGCUAAUGUGUUGAAAAGUGCUAAAUGUAAGACCUGUGCUGGUUGUGCUAAAUUUGUUUUGUUUACUGUAUUUGUUGACUAUUACUUGUUUAUGCUGUGAAGAAAUAA